This is a messenger RNA of Zerene cesonia (dogface butterfly), 819 nucleotides long. It is a transcript of the gene mad2, whose product is annotated as mitotic spindle assembly checkpoint protein MAD2A. The transcript has 3 exons. The coding region runs from base 170 to 793 and encodes 207 amino acids. The record is from RefSeq and is a predicted model, not a curated record. Gene Ontology annotation, cellular component: nucleoplasm; cytoplasm; kinetochore. Gene Ontology annotation, biological process: mitotic spindle assembly checkpoint signaling. NCBI's taxonomy places the organism in Eukaryota, Metazoa, Arthropoda, Insecta, Lepidoptera, Pieridae.
ACAGUCGAAACUAAGAAACGGUUUUGAAUUUCUAAAAGUUUUAAAAUUUCUAGUUUGUAUUUUGUAAGAUUUUACUUUUCACUAAAUCAUUUAAUAGUUUUCAUUCUUUCUUAAAAUCAAGGAAUUAGGCGUAUAAUUAUCAUCUGUGUCUUAAGAUAAAAGUAUCACCAUGUCGCAACAACAAACGAAAAACUGCAUUACAUUACGAGGAUCGGCGCAAAUAAUUUGCGAAUAUUUGAAGUUCGCAAUCAAUUCUGUUCUAUUUCAAAGAGGAUUAUACCCCCAUGAAACAUUUAAGGCAGAACAGCAAUAUGGAAUAACUUUACUUUUAUCAGAAGAUCCACAGAUCAAGAAUUUUUUAAAUAAUCUAUUGUCACAAAGUGAAGAAUGGAUAAUCAACAAGAAAGUUAGCAAGCUGUCAUUAGUAAUUUUGAAUGUAGCGAACAAAGAAAUACUGGAAUGUUGGGAUUUCAACAUACAAUAUGAAGAAGGUGAUGUUGCAUUGUCAAAAGAGAAGAACGAGCAGGUUGGUAGCAAAGAUCUCAAGAAGAUACAGCAAGAGAUAAGAGCCGUGAUGCUUCAAGUAGCGGCCACUAUAUCGUAUCUACCGUUCUUAGACUGUAGGUGUUCUUUUGAUGUGCUAGUUCAUGCCAAAACGGACUGUGAUAUACCAGAAAAAUGGGCGGAAGCUGAGCCAAUAGCUAUAACAAAUGUGCAAAAUGUACAACUAAAGUCGUUCUCAACGAGUUUGCACAAAAUGGAGACUGUUGUUAGCUAUAAACUCACUGAUUGAUGUAGUUUAAGUGUAAGUUCUAUUUA